Molecule: messenger RNA, 2964 nt
Organism: Amphibalanus amphitrite
Lineage: Eukaryota; Metazoa; Arthropoda; Thecostraca; Balanomorpha; Balanidae
Exons: 10
Coding region: 247-2259 (670 amino acids)
Biological process (GO): vesicle-mediated transport
Cellular component (GO): endocytic vesicle; cytosol
Molecular function (GO): guanyl-nucleotide exchange factor activity; small GTPase binding
Source: RefSeq, a predicted model, not a curated record
CCCUCCCCGGUGACCGAGCUCCGCCGCUGUCUGGCCACCCCGGAACUGGGCGGUAUCCGAGACCUGGUGGUCACCUGCCUCCAGCCGCCCUUCUGCCUCUACCUCAAGUACGCCAAGCCGCCCGACUCUGGCCAGCAGCUGCCGCGGACGUCGAACCUCAGCCAGGAGUCGAUCCAGAUCCACAAGGUGCUCACGGAGUUCCUAUCCGGCCUGUCCAAACCGGCCGCCGAGGACGUGCGACGACAGAUGCAGACGAGUAUGGAGAGCUGUAUCAGCGCCGCCGACUCCGCCUCCUCGGACGAAAUGUCUGAGAUCGUUCAGCACUUCUAUAACACCUUCCACGACAGGGUGCACUCGCACUCGGCCUACUACGGCGUCUCCCCGGAGCGUCGCUCGGAGCUGGAGGACCUGGCCGAGCGCUACCUGACCACCCGGCUCUACCGGGUGCUCUUCACGCCGCUGUCGCAGGAGCUCGAGGAGGCCGACCUGGCCGUCCAGAAGCGGAUCCGAUCCCUCUACUGGGUGGGGGUCGAGCUGCUGGAGCUCAACAUCGACGAGACCAACCCGGCCGUCACAGAGCUGGUCGAGCGGGCCAUCACAGACAUUAUCGAGAUGGACAGCAAGCGUACGCCGCAGGACAAGCUGACGUGUGUGUCGGCCUGCGUGAGUCACCUGCUGGAGAUGCUGUGCGUGGGCCGCCAGGGCGAGCCGCCCAGCGCCGACGACCUGCUGCCGGCGCUCAUAUUUGUGGUGCUGCGCGCCAACCCGCCGCGGCUGCAGAGCAACGUGCAGUACGUGACGCGCUUCAGCAGCCAGCAGCGCAUCAUGUCCGGACAGCAGGGAUACGACUUCACCAACCUGUGCUGCGCCGUGUCGUUCAUCGAGUCGAUGGGCGCCGACUCUCUGGGUCUAACGGCCGAGGAGUACGAGCGGUACAUGUCCGGAGAGGUGCUGCCGCCGGCGGCGCACUGGGAGAGCGGACAGUACCGCUGUCAGGCGCUGCGAGUAAUGGAGUCCAACACGGAGACGCUGUCGUCGCUGCAGGAGCGGCAGGCGCGGCUUCUGGCCGAGGAGCAGCAGCUCAGCGACGACAUGAGCAGCUUCUCGGAGAGCGUGACGAACAGCGUGGACGAGUGUCUGGCGGAGAACCCGCUCACGCUGCGGCCCGCGCGCCGGCCGGCGCAGCUGGACUCGCCCUCCUCCGGGCUGGACGGCCUGCCCACGCCGCUGACACCCCAGGUGGUGGGUGCCGCGCCGUCGGCCGCCGGACCGGUGCAGCUGCCGUCGCCGCCGCCCGGCCUGCUGGCGGACGCCCAGGACAGCCUCAGCUCGGUGCUCUCGCUGUCUCAGAUGUCGCUGGAGCCGGCUGGCGGCCCACCCCGGCAGCCGGCGCCGGCCAGCGGGCCGUUCAGCCUGCCGCUGGAGUCGGCGACCCGGCCCGACAGCGGCCCGCGCGGCCUGGACGGGCCGCCGACGGAGCCGGCGCCGGCCCCGCCGUACGCCACCAGUGGGGCGCUGCCGAUCCCGGGCCGGCCCGGCCGGCCGGGGCGCUCGGGCAGCCCGUCGGUCGGCGGCCGGCCGCGCGCGCCGUCGCCGCCGCCGCCCGAGCUGCCGCCGCGCGGCCUCACGCCGUCCGUGCGCAACAUCCCGUCGAUUCCGUGCAGCACGGGCGCCGUGCCGGUGCCGGUGCCGGUGGCGGACGGCUGGGCGGCGCAGCCGAGCCGCCGCCAGGCCGGCUACAGCCCCGGCCGGCGGCCCGCCGAGCUGCCGCGCUCCCUGAGCCACACCUCGGAGCUGGGCGGUCGGCAGGGCGAGGUGCCGCGCUCCCUGAGCUUCCAGCCGGGCCAGGAGGCGGCCACCUCGCCCGCCGGCCGCCGCGUCUCAGUCACACGCAAUGAGGCACUGGCCCAGGAGGCAUUCAGGCACUCUCAGGCGCGGUGUGAGCGGUCGGAGAGCGUGCGCAGUCGUCUCCAGCAGCCGGCGGCCGCCGACCUCAGCGCCGCGGCCGCCGACGACUGGCAGUGGUCGCGCCAGCAGCGCCGCGAGCAGCGCCACUCGGUGCGCGGUGAGAUGGAGCGCCGCUACUCGGUGCAGGCGCCCGGCCAGCAGGAGCGCGCCGCCGCCGCCGCCGCCAACGCCACGGCCGUCCUCAGCGCAGAGUGCGAGGCCGCCAAACAGCGGCCGCCCAAGGCCUCCGACAAGGGCGACAAGCUGGUCAAGGUGCUCAGCGGCAUCUUCAGUCUGACGGACAACUUCUGAGCGCGCGGCGGGCGGGCGGCGCCGCUCGGUGGACCAUUCGCAGACGGCUGGAGGUGAGCGGGCGCGGCGGCACCCACGUACUGGCUUUAAUCGGGGAGCUCCAGUGUGGCUGUCACACUGCCUAGCCGAGUGAUUCAUCCUAGUCCGAAUACCGUGCGGCUGGCAGCAGAAUGCGGGUACGAUUCGACUAUGCUGCCGCUCUAUGGGAUUGAUCGUAUGUCCAUGUGCCGAGAUAGGCCUAAUAUUGUUAACCGUAUCGUCUCCCAUUCUGUGUCGCCCUCCUCAGCCGCUGAACAAACCAUCUCUGACUCGACGCCUGGGGUACCGUGGAACGAUCGACACUCCUAAGGGGCUGGUCCGCCGCGCUAGGGCAUAUGCAAUGCAUCUCUUGGUCGGGAUCUAUCACUGAAUGGCGCUGAGCGACAGCGAGCUACAAUGGGGAGCUGAUUCGCGAAAUGUGAUUCCGGGUAGUCAUAAGCGUUGUUAAUUGUUGUAUAUGGGCAUAUUGAAUUGUGAAGUGUAUAUUGUUGGGAGAAUUGGAGUAGUACAUCCCUAUCGCGCGGCGGGUUAUCCGCCUUUUUAUGGCCGGGCUGCUUCGGUGGCCAGAGUUCCACAUAGCUGACUGUGAGGACGUGGAUGCUGAUUGAUUUUAUUAUUUACUACAUGUGCAUGUAACGCGAGGCGAACAAUAAACAGCAAUUUGUC